AUGUCACAACAUUUCAGGAGUGGACCUGCAUUCGGACUUUCUGCCGAGGUCAAGAGUAAGUUGGCAGGGAAGUAUGAUCCUCAUAUGGAGGAGGCUCUUAGGCUCUGGAUCCAGGAUGUGACCAGCAACAAAAUUGGAGAAAACUUCAUGGAGAGUCUGAAAGAUGGAGUCCUGCUCUGCGAACUCAUUAAUGUUCUCCAGCCGGGUUCUGUGAAAAAGAUCAACCGCUCUAGUCAAAACUGGCACCAGUUGGAAAACAUUGGAAAUUUUGUCCGCGCAAUCACAGAAUAUGGCCUGAAACCUCAUGAUAUCUUUGAAGCCAAUGACUUGUUUGAGAAUGUCAACCAUACUCAGGUUCAAUCCACUCUCAUCGCUCUGGCAGGAAUGGCCAAGUCGAAAGGGUUCCACUCAAAGUACGACAUAGGAGUGAAGUAUGCUGAGAAGCAACAGCGUCGUUUUGCUCCAGAGAAGCUCAGGGAGGGACGCAACAUUAUCGGCUUGCAGAUGGGCACCAAUAAACUUGCCAGUCAAAAAGGUAUGACUUCUUACGGUACAAGGCGCCAUCUUUAUGACUCAAGAAUGGGCAUGGACAAUCCAAUGGACCAGUCAACUAUCAGUCUACAGAUGGGUACAAACAAAGGAGCCAACCAGUCUGGUAUGACAGCACCAGGAACAAGAAGACACAUCUUUGACAAGAAGUUGGAGCUGGAGAACUGUGACACCAGCACUAUAUCACUGCAGAUGGGCACCAACAAAGUUGCAUCCCAGCAGGGGAUGACCACCUAUGGGCUCCCCCGUCAGGUCUAUGACAACAAAUACUGCGCCAACCCUUCUGAAACCUACUUCAACAAUGGAAGUGAGGUUGAGUUUGAUGGCUACAACCAGUACUCUGACUAA
This is a messenger RNA of Nerophis lumbriciformis (worm pipefish), 897 nucleotides long. NCBI's taxonomy places the organism in Eukaryota, Metazoa, Chordata, Actinopteri, Syngnathiformes, Syngnathidae. The record is from RefSeq and is a predicted model, not a curated record.